AUCGCGCAUGCGUCACCAGUUCUGUCGAGUUCUGACGAGGACGAAAUGGCGUUGGUCGGUCGCCUUGUGAGGCCAAGUGUCCUCCGAUGUGGGGCUCGAAAUGCCUACAUAUACACUGAGAAGGAUUGCUUUGGGUGCAUUGGAGGCCCUCUUGGAAACCCAGCUCCUGUAAAUAGUGAGAACCCGAUUUACAGGAAUACUGAGAUCGAUGCCUUGACUGAGAAAGCCAAGGGCGAUUGGAAGAAAAUGUCUCCUGAGGAGAUCAGAAAAUUGUACAAGAUGCACUUUCUGGAGACAGUUGCCGAUUCCACUGCCAACACUGGAGAAAUUUGGAGAGUUGUGGGACAGUCGCUGGUUUGCUGCGCUAUCUCCCUGGUCUUGUUCAUGCUCUAUGAGCGUAAUGCUGGACCCAUCAAGUGCAAGACUAUGACUUACACGUGGAGACUGAAGGAGCUCGAGUUAGAUGUCCGUUCCCGUAAUGACAUCAUGAGCCCGGUAGUUGCUGAGCUGUACGAGGCCAUGAAGCCCGACUUGGAGCGCCAACGUGCCAAGUUCCGCGCAGAGCUACAGCUCGAAGAGAAGUACAAGGAGAGAGUUGCACAGAUCUUGGCCGAGGCUGAAAGCAAAGAAUAGCAUUUUUUAGUUGUUGUCUGACCUGUUUAUUAAUUAUUUACUUUGCUUUUUGUGUAUAUAGUAGUGCCGAACCUUGUGACUUUGUUUCUUGAGCUUUGCCAUAGCUCAGUAGCUGGAUUUCUGUGUGCCACAUUACCCCCAAUUGAAAUCCCUGGUGGAUAGUUAUUGAACAUCAUGAUUUGCGAUUGGAGGAUUGAUUGUGGGAAUGUGGUUCUGUCAAUGUCAAAGCUGAUUGUAUUUGAUGACUGUAUUGAAUCUAUUGAUUCUCA
Molecule: messenger RNA, 902 nt
Organism: Sycon ciliatum
Lineage: Eukaryota; Metazoa; Porifera; Calcarea; Leucosolenida; Sycettidae
Exons: 3
Coding region: 46-633 (195 amino acids)
Biological process (GO): mitochondrial electron transport, cytochrome c to oxygen
Source: RefSeq, a predicted model, not a curated record